Globicephala melas (long-finned pilot whale) is the source of this 15610-nucleotide messenger RNA. It is a transcript of the gene RYR1, whose product is annotated as ryanodine receptor 1. Gene Ontology annotation, cellular component: sarcolemma; calcium channel complex; sarcoplasmic reticulum membrane. Gene Ontology annotation, molecular function: protein binding; ryanodine-sensitive calcium-release channel activity. Gene Ontology annotation, biological process: striated muscle contraction; release of sequestered calcium ion into cytosol by sarcoplasmic reticulum; intracellular calcium ion homeostasis. The record is from RefSeq and is a predicted model, not a curated record. Lineage: Eukaryota; Metazoa; Chordata; Mammalia; Artiodactyla; Delphinidae.
UCCUCCACGCAGUUCCAUCUACGCCGCGGGUGCCUCUGUCGUCCCCAGAGGUCUCCGACCCCAACUCGCCCCCAGCCCACCCGUCCAGCCUUCGGCCCCCUCCUCUUAGCCACCGACCUCAGCCCCAGCACCUCUGGCCUCGACAUCAUGGGUGACGGAGGAGAGGGCGAGGAUGAGGUCCAGUUUCUGCGGACGGACGACGAGAUGGUCCUGCAGUGCAGCGCCAUGGUGCUCAAGGAGCAGCUCAAGCUCUGCCUGGCUGCCGAGGGCUUCGGCAACCGCCUCUGCUUCCUGGAGCCCACCAGCAAUGCCCAGAAUGUGCCCCCCGAUCUGGCCAUCUGUUGCUUCGUCCUGGAGCAGUCCCUGUCCGUCCGAGCCCUGCAGGAGAUGCUGGCCAACACCUUGGAGGCCGGCGUGGAGGCCCUCAAUUUGGAUAAGUGGUCGUCCCAGGGUGGGGGACACAGGACACUCCUGUAUGGCCAUGCCAUCCUGCUCCGGCACUCGCACAGCGGCAUGUACCUGAGCUGCCUCACCACCUCCCGCUCCAUGACUGACAAGCUGGCCUUCGACGUGGGACUGCAGGAGGACGCAACAGGAGAGGCCUGUUGGUGGACGACACACCCGGCCUCCAAGCAGAGGUCGGAAGGAGAGAAGGUCCGAGUUGGGGAUGACCUCAUCCUCGUCAGCGUCUCCUCUGAGCGCUACCUGCACCUGUCGACGGCCAGUGGGGAGCUCCAGGUUGACGCCUCCUUCAUGCAGACACUGUGGAACAUGAACCCCAUCUGCUCUGGCUGCGAAGAGGGCUAUGUGACCGGGGGCCACGUCCUCCGCCUCUUUCAUGGACACAUGGAUGAAUGUCUGACCAUUUCUCCUGCUGACAGUGAUGACCAGCGCAGACUUGUCUACUAUGAGGGGGGAUCUGUGUGCACCCACGCCCGCUCCCUCUGGAGACUGGAGCCACUGAGAAUCAGCUGGAGUGGGAGCCACCUGCGCUGGGGCCAGCCACUCCGCAUCCGGCAUGUCACCACCGGGCGGUACUUGGCACUCAUUGAGGACCAGGGCCUAGUGGUGGUUGACGCCAGCAAGGCCCACACCAAGGCCACUUCCUUCUGCUUCCGAAUCUCCAAGGAGAAGCUGGAUACGGCCCCCAAGCGGGAUGUGGAGGGCAUGGGCCCCCCUGAAAUCAAAUAUGGGGAGUCCCUGUGCUUUGUGCAGCACGUGGCCUCAGGCCUGUGGCUCACCUAUGCUGCCCCGGACCCCAAGGCCCUGCGGCUCGGCGUGCUCAAGAAGAAGGCCAUUCUGCACCAGGAAGGCCACAUGGACGACGCACUGUCACUGACCCGCUGUCAGCAGGAGGAGUCCCAGGCCGCCCGCAUGAUCUACAGCACUGGCGGCCUCUACAACCACUUCAUCAAGGGCCUGGACAGCUUCAGCGGAAAGCCGAGGGGCUCGGGGUCUCCGGCUGGCACAGCACUGCCUCUCGAGGGCGUCAUCCUGAGCCUGCAGGACCUCAUCGGCUACUUCGAGCCACCCUCCGAGGAGCUGCAGCACGAGGAGAAGCAGGGCAAGCUGCGCAGCCUGCGCAACCGCCAGAGCCUCUUCCAGGAGGAGGGGAUGCUCUCCCUGGUCCUGAACUGCAUCGACCGCCUAAAUGUUUACACCACUGCUGCCCACUUUGCCGAAUUUGCCGGGGAGGAGGCAGCCGAGUCCUGGAAAGAGAUUGUGAACCUGCUCUAUGAAAUCCUGGCCUCUCUGAUCCGUGGCAAUCGUGCCAACUGUGCCCUCUUCUCCAACAACCUGGAUUGGCUGGUCAGCAAGCUGGAUCGGCUGGAGGCCUCCUCAGGGAUCCUGGAGGUGCUGUACUGUGUCCUGAUUGAGAGUCCCGAGGUCCUGAACAUCAUCCAGGAGAACCACAUCAAGUCCAUCAUCUCCCUCCUGGACAAGCAUGGGAGGAACCACAAGGUGCUGGACGUGCUGUGUUCCCUGUGUGUGUGCAAUGGCGUGGCCGUGCGCUCCAACCAAGAUCUCAUUACUGAGAACUUGCUCCCUGGCCGCGAGCUUCUGCUGCAGACAAACCUCAUCAACUUUGUCACCAGCAUCCGCCCCAACAUUUUUGUGGGCCGAGCAGAGGGCUCCACGCAGUACCUCAAAUGGUACUUUGAGGUGAUGGUGGACGAGGUGGCUCCAUUCCUGACAGCUCAGGCCACCCACCUGCGGGUGGGCUGGGCCCUCACUGAGGGCUACAGCCCGUACCCUGGGGGCGGCGAGGGCUGGGGCGGCAACGGGGUCGGCGAUGACCUCUAUUCCUACGGCUUUGAUGGGCUACAUCUCUGGACAGGACACGUGCCACGCCUGGUGACUUCCCCAGGGCAGCACCUCCUGGCCCCCGAGGACGUGGUCAGCUGCUGCCUGGACCUCAGCGUGCCGUCCAUCUCCUUCCGCAUCAAUGGCUGUCCUGUGCAGGGUGUCUUCGAGGCCUUCAACCUUGAUGGGCUCUUCUUCCCCGUUGUCAGCUUCUCAGCUGGUGUCAAGGUGCGGUUCCUCCUUGGUGGCCGCCAUGGCGAAUUCAAGUUCCUCCCUCCGCCUGGCUAUGCCCCUUGUCAUGAGGCUGUGCUCCCGCGAGAGCGACUCCAUCUGGAGCCCAUCAAGGAGUAUCGGCGGGAAGGGCCCCGGGGGCCCCACCUGGUGGGCCCCAGCCGCUGCCUCUCACACACCGACUUUGUACCCUGCCCUGUGGACACUGUCCAGAUUGUCCUGCCUCCCCAUCUGGAGGGUAUUCGGGAGAAACUGGCGGAGAACAUCCAUGAACUCUGGGCGCUGACUCGCAUUGAGCAGGGCUGGACCUACGGCCCGGUUCGGGAUGACAAUAAGAGGCUGCACCCGUGUCUCGUGGACUUCCACAGCCUGCCGGAGCCCGAGAGGAAUUACAACCUGCAGAUGUCGGGGGAGACGCUCAAGACCCUGCUGGCGCUGGGCUGCCACGUGGGCAUGGCGGACGAGAAGGCGGAAGACAACCUGAAGAAGACAAAACUCCCCAAGACGUACAUGAUGAGCAAUGGGUACAAGCCGGCGCCUCUGGACCUGAGCCACGUGAGACUGACGCCCGCGCAGACGAUGCUGGUGGACCGGCUGGCGGAGAACGGACACAAUGUGUGGGCACGAGACCGAGUGGCCCAGGGCUGGACCUACAGCUCUGUGCAGGACAUCCCUGCACGCCGGAACCCUCGCCUUGUGCCCUACCGCCUGCUGGACGAGGCCACCAAGCGCAGCAACCGGGACAGCCUCUGCCAGGCCGUGCGCACCCUGCUGGGCUACGGCUACAACAUUGAGCCGCCCGACCAGGAGCCCAGUCUGGUGGAGAGCCAGUCUCGCUGGGACCGGGUGCGCAUCUUCAGGGCAGAGAAAUCCUAUGUGGUGCAGAGCGGCCGCUGGUACUUCGAGUUUGAGGCAGUCACCACCGGCGAGAUGCGAGUGGGCUGGGCGAGGCCUGAGCUGCGGCCUGACGUGGAGCUGGGAGCUGAUGAGCUGGCCUAUGUCUUCAAUGGGCACCGCGGUCAGCGCUGGCACUUGGGCAGUGAACCGUUUGGGCGUCCCUGGCAGUCAGGUGAUGUCGUGGGCUGCAUGAUCGACCUCACAGAGAACACCAUUAUCUUCACCCUCAACGGCGAGGUCCUCAUGUCCGAUUCAGGCUCUGAAACAGCCUUCCGGGAUAUUGAGAUUGGGGAUGGCUUCCUGCCCGUCUGCAGCUUGGGACCUGGCCAGGUGGGUCACCUGAACCUGGGCCAGGAUGUGAGCUCCCUGCGGUUCUUUACCAUCUGUGGCCUCCAGGAAGGUUUUGAGCCAUUUGCCAUCAACAUGCAGCGCCCGGUCACUACCUGGUUCAGCAAAAGCCUUCCCCAGUUUCAGGCCACGCCCCCUGAGCAUCCCCACUAUGAGGUGACUCGUGUGGACGGCACCGUGGACACACCCCCCUGCCUGCGCCUGACCCACCGCACGUGGGGCUCCCAGAACAGUCUGGUGGAGAUGCUGUUUCUCCGGCUGAGCCUUCCGGUCCAGUUCCACCAGCACUUCCGCUGCACCGCAGGGGCCACCCCUCUGGCACCCCCCGGCCUGCAGCCUCCUGCUGAGGAUGAGGCCCGGGCAGCGGAGCCUGAUCCCGACUAUGAGAACCUGCGCCGCUCAGCUGGGCACUGGGGCGAGGCUGAGGGGGGCAAAGAAGGAACUGCCAAGGAAGGGUCACCCGGGGGCACCGCCCAGGCUGGGGUAGAGGCCCAGCCUCCCAGGGCAGAGAAUGAGAAGGAUGCUACCACGGAGAAGAACAAGAAGAGAGGGUUCUUGUUCAAGGCCAAGAAGGCCGCCAUGAUGACCCAGCCACCAGCCACCCCGACUCUGCCCCGACUCCCUCGCGAGGUGAUGCCUGCUGACGACCGUGAUGACCCUGAGAUCAUCCUCAAUACCACCACGUACUAUUACUCCGUGAGGGUCUUUGCCGGCCAGGAGCCCAGCUGCGUGUGGGUGGGCUGGGUCACCCCGGACUACCAUCAGCACGACAUGAACUUCGACCUCAGCAAGGUCCGGGUGGUGACGGUGACCAUGGGGGAUGAGCAAGGCAACAUCCACAGCAGCCUCAAGUGCAGCAACUGCUACAUGGUGUGGGGUGGAGACUUCGUGAGCCCCGGGCAGCAGGGCCGGAUCAGCCACACGGACCUUGUCAUUGGCUGCCUGGUGGACUUGGCCACUGGCCUGAUGACCUUUACUGCCAACGGCAAAGAGAGCAACACCUUUUUCCAGGUGGAACCCAAUACAAAGCUGUUUCCUGCUGUGUUUGUCCUGCCGACACACCAGAACGUCAUCCAGUUUGAGCUGGGGAAGCAGAAGAACAUCAUGCCGCUGUCGGCCGCCAUGUUUCUGAGCGAGCGCAAGAACCCCACCCCACAGUGCCCGCCGCGGCUUGAGGUGCAGAUGCUGAUGCCCGUGUCGUGGAGCCGCAUGCCCAACCACUUCCUGCAGGUGGACACGCGGCGUGCGGGCGAGCGGCUGGGCUGGGCUGUGCAGUGCCAGGAGCCGCUGACCAUGAUGGCGCUGCACAUCCCCGAGGAGAACAGAUGCAUGGACAUCCUGGAGCUGUCGGAGCGCUUGGACCUGCAGCGCUUCCACUCGCACACCCUCCGCCUCUACUGCGCCGUGUGCGCCCUGGGCAACAACCGCGUGGCACAUGCUCUGUGCAGCCACGUGGACCAGGCACAGCUGCUGCACGCCCUGGAAGACGCGCAUCUGCCUGGCCCCCUGCGUGCAGGCUACUACGACCUCCUCAUCAGCAUCCAUCUCGAGAGUGCCUGCCGCAGCCGCCGCUCCAUGCUCUCUGAGUACAUUGUGCCCCUCACUCCUGAGACCCGUGCCAUCACCCUCUUCCCGCCUGGAAAAAGGGCAGAUAAUGGUCCCCGCCGCUACAGCCUUCCUGGUGUCGGCGUCACCACCUCGCUGCGGCCUCCACACCAUUUCUUAGCUCCCUGUUUUGUGGCUGCCCUGCCAGCUGCUGGGGCGGCAGAAGCUCCAUCCCGUCUCAGCCCCAGCAUCCCUCUGGAGGCUCUUCGGGACAAAGCACUAAGAAUGCUGGGGGAGGCAGUGCGAGACGGUGGGCAGCACGCACGCGACCCUGUCGGGGGCUCCGUGGAGUUCCAGUUUGUGCCCGUGCUCAAGCUUGUGUCCACCCUGCUGGUGAUGGGUAUCUUUGGCGAUGAGGAUGUGAAACAGAUCUUAAAGAUGAUUGAGCCUGAAGUGUUCACCGAGGAAGAGGAGGACGAGGAGGACGAGGAGGACGAGGAGGAGAAGGAGGAGGACGAGGAGGAAGAGGCACAGGAGAAGGAAGAUGCAGAACAAGAGGAAGAGGAGGCGGCAGAAGGGGACAAAGAAGAAGACUUGGAGGAGGGGCUGCUGCAGAUGAAGCUGCCGGAGUCUGUUAAGUUACAGAUGUGUCACCUGCUGGAGUAUUUCUGUGACCAAGAGCUGCAGCACCGUGUAGAGUCUCUUGCAGCCUUUGCAGAGCGCUACGUGGACAAGCUCCAGGCCAACCAGAGGGACCGCUACAGCAUCCUUGUGAAAGCCUUCACCAUGACUGCAGCUGAGACUGCCCGACGUACUCGCGAGUUCCGCUCCCCACCCCAGGAGCAGAUCAACAUGCUAUUGCACUUCAAAGAUGCUGACGACGAGGAAGAUUGUCCUGUCCCUGAAGAGAUCCGACAGGAUUUGCUCGAAUUUCAUCAAGACCUGCUGACACACUGUGGAAUUCAGCUGGCGGGGGAGGAGGAAGAACCAGAGGAAGAAGCCACCCUGGGCAGCCGCCUGAUGAGCCUGUUGGAGAAGGUACGGCUGCUGAAGAAGAAGGAGGAGAAACCGGAGGAGGAGCCACCUGCUGAGGAGCACAAACCCCAGUCGCUGCAGGAGCUGGUGUCCCACACAGUGGUGCGUUGGGCCCAUGAGGACUUCGUGCAGAGCCCCGAGCUGGUACGGGCCAUGUUCAGCCUCCUGCACCGGCAGUACGAUGGGCUCGGGGAGCUGCUGCGUGCCCUGCCCCGGGCCUAUACUAUCUCACCCUCCUCCGUGGAGGACACCAUGAGCCUGCUUGAGUGCCUUGGCCAGAUCCGGUCCCUGCUCAUCGUGCAGAUGGGCCUCCAGGAGGAAAACCUCAUGAUCCAGAGCAUUGGGAACAUCAUGAACAACAAAGUCUUCUACCAACACCCGAACCUGAUGCGGGCGCUGGGCAUGCAUGAGACAGUCAUGGAGGUCAUGGUGAAUGUCCUUGGGGGUGGCGAAUCCAAGGAGAUCCGCUUCCCCAAGAUGGUGACCAGCUGCUGCCGCUUCCUCUGCUACUUCUGCCGCAUCAGCCGGCAGAACCAGCGCUCCAUGUUUGACCACCUGAGCUACCUGCUGGAGAACAGCGGCAUUGGCCUGGGCAUGCAGGGCUCCACGCCCCUGGAUGUGGCAGCUGCCUCCGUCAUCGACAACAACGAGCUGGCCUUGGCGUUGCAGGAGCAGGAUCUGGAGAAGGUGGUGUCCUACCUGGCAGGCUGUGGCCUCCAAAGCUGCCCCAUCCUCCUGGCCAAGGGGUACCCAGACAUCGGCUGGAACCCCUGCGGCGGCGAGCGCUACCUGGACUUCCUGCGCUUUGCCGUCUUCGUCAACGGUGAGAGCGUGGAGGAGAAUGCCAAUGUGGUGGUGCGUCUGCUGAUCCGCAAGCCUGAGUGCUUUGGGCCUGCCCUGCGGGGCGAGGGCAGCUCGGGGCUGCUGGCCACCAUCGAAGAGGCCAUCCGCAUCUCCGAGGACCCCGCGAGGGAUGGCCCAGGAGUCCGCAGGGACCGGCGGCGUGAGCUCUUCGGGGAGGAGCCCCCCGAGGAAAACCGGGUGCACCUUGGACAUGCCAUCAUGUCCUUCUACGCUGCCUUGAUCGACCUGCUGGGACGCUGUGCACCGGAGAUGCAUCUAAUCGAAGCCGGCAAAGGCGAGGCCCUGCGGAUCCGCGCCAUCCUGCGCUCCCUCGUGCCCCUGGACGACCUCGUGGGCAUCAUCAGCCUCCCACUGCAGAUCCCCACCCUGGGCAAAGAUGGGGCACUGGUACAGCCAAAGAUGUCGGCAUCCUUUGUGCCGGACCACAAGGCGUCGAUGGUGCUCUUCCUGGACCGCGUGUAUGGCAUCGAGAACCAGGAGUUCUUGCUGCAUGUGCUAGACGUGGGUUUCCUGCCCGACAUGCGGGCGGCCGCCUCGCUGGACACGGCCACUUUCAGCACCACGGAGAUGGCGCUAGCGCUGAACCGUUACCUGUGCCUGGCGGUGCUGCCGCUCAUCACCAAGUGUGCGCCCCUCUUUGCGGGAACCGAGCAUCGCGCCAUCAUGGUGGACUCCAUGCUUCACACGGUGUACCGCCUGUCCCGCGGCCGAUCGCUCACCAAGGCGCAGCGCGACGUCAUCGAGGAAUGCCUGAUGGCGCUCUGCAGGUACAUCCGCCCGUCCAUGCUGCAGCACCUGCUGCGGCGCCUGGUGUUCGACGUGCCCAUCCUUAACGAGUUCGCCAAGAUGCCGCUCAAGCUCCUCACCAACCACUAUGAGCGUUGUUGGAAGUACUACUGCCUCCCCACAGGCUGGGCCAACUAUGGGGUCACCUCGGAGGAAGAGCUGCACCUCACCCGUAAACUCUUCUGGGGCAUCUUUGACUCUCUGGCCCAUAAGAAAUAUGACCCAGAGCUGUACCGCAUGGCUAUGCCCUGCCUGUGUGCCAUCGCAGGGGCCCUGCCCCCCGACUACGUGGAUGCCUCAUAUUCAUCCAAGGCUGAGAAAAAGGCCACGGUGGACGCCGAAGGCAACUUUGAUCCUCGGCCUGUGGAGACCCUCAAUGUGAUCAUCCCAGAGAAGCUGGACUCCUUCAUUAACAAGUUUGCGGAGUACACACACGAGAAGUGGGCCUUCGACAAGAUCCAGAACAACUGGUCCUAUGGGGAGAACAUAGAUGAGGAACUGAAGACCCAUCCCAUGCUGAGGCCCUACAAGACGUUUUCGGAGAAGGACAAAGAGAUUUACCGCUGGCCCAUCAAGGAGUCCUUGAAGGCCAUGAUUGCCUGGGAAUGGACGAUAGAGAAAGCCAGGGAGGGUGAGGAGGAGAAGACGGAGAAGAAAAAAACCCGGAAGAUAUCCCAAAGUGCCCAGACCUAUGAUCCACGGGAAGGCUACAACCCCCAGCCCCCCGACCUCACCGGAGUUACCCUGUCCCGGGAGCUGCAGGCCAUGGCAGAGCAACUGGCGGAAAAUUACCACAACACAUGGGGACGGAAGAAGAAACAGGAGCUGGAAGCCAAGGGUGGUGGGACGCACCCCCUGCUGGUUCCCUACGACACGCUCACGGCCAAGGAGAAGGCACGAGAUAGAGAGAAGGCCCAGGAGCUGCUGAAGUUCCUGCAGAUGAACGGCUACGCGGUCACCAGGGGCCUUAAGGACAUGGAACUGGACACGUCUUCCAUUGAGAAACGGUUCGCCUUCGGCUUCCUGCAGCAGUUGCUCCGCUGGAUGGACAUUUCUCAGGAGUUUAUCGCCCAUCUGGAGGCUGUGGUCAGCAGUGGACGAGUGGAAAAGUCCCCUCAUGAACAGGAGAUUAAAUUCUUUGCCAAGAUCCUGCUGCCUUUGAUCAACCAGUACUUCACCAACCACUGUCUCUAUUUCCUGUCCACACCAGCCAAAGUGCUGGGCAGUGGUGGCCACGCCUCCAACAAGGAGAAGGAAAUGAUCACCAGCCUCUUCUGCAAGCUUGCCGCUCUUGUCCGUCACCGAGUCUCUCUCUUUGGGACGGAUGCCCCAGCUGUGGUCAACUGUCUUCAUAUCCUGGCACGCUCCCUGGAUGCCAGGACCGUGAUGAAGUCUGGCCCCGAGAUCGUGAAGGCUGGCCUCCGUUCCUUCUUUGAGAGUGCCUCGGAGGACAUCGAGAAGAUGGUGGAGAACCUGCGGCUAGGCAAGGUGUCGCAGACACGCACGCAGGUGAAGGGUGUGGGCCAGAACCUCACCUACACCACCGUGGCCCUGCUGCCUGUGCUCACCACCCUCUUCCAGCACAUCGCCCAGCACCAGUUUGGAGACGAUGUUAUCCUGGAUGAUGUCCAGGUCUCUUGCUACCGAACGCUGUGCAGUAUCUACUCUUUGGGAACCACCAAGAACCCUUACGUGGAAAAGCUUCGGCCAGCCCUGGGCGAGUGCCUCGCCUGCCUGGCAGCGGCCAUGCCGGUGGCGUUCCUGGAACCGCAGCUGAACGAGUAUAACGCCUGCUCAGUGUACACCACGAAGUCUCCCCGGGAGCGGGCCAUCUUGGGGCUCCCAAACAGCGUGGAGGAGAUGUGUCCUGACAUCCCGGUGCUGGAGCGGCUCAUGGCAGACAUCGGGGGGCUGGCUGAGUCGGGGGCCCGCUACACAGAGAUGCCGCACGUCAUCGAGAUCACGCUGCCCAUGCUGUGCAGCUACCUGCCCCGCUGGUGGGAGCGCGGACCCGAGGCACCCCCGCCUGCCCUGCCUGCAGGGGCCCCUCCCCCCUGCACAGCCAUCACUUCCGACCAUCUCAACUCCCUGCUGGGGAACAUCCUGCGGAUCAUCGUCAACAACCUGGGCAUUGACGAGGCCUCGUGGAUGAAGCGGCUGGCUGUGUUUGCCCAGCCCAUCGUGAGCCGGGCCCGCCCUGAGCUCCUGCACUCACACUUCAUCCCCACCAUCGGGCGGCUGCGCAAGCGGGCAGGGAAGGUGGUGUCCGAGGAGGAGCAGCUGCGCCUAGAGGCCAAGGCGGAAGCUGAGGAGGGCGAGCUCCUGGUGCGGGAUGAGUUCUCUGUACUCUGCCGGGACCUGUACGCCCUCUACCCGCUGCUCAUCCGCUACGUGGACAACAACAGGGCACACUGGCUGACCGAGCCCAAUCCCAAUGCGGAGGAGCUGUUCAGGAUGGUGGGCGAGAUCUUCAUCUACUGGUCCAAGUCCCACAACUUUAAGCGCGAAGAGCAGAACUUUGUGGUCCAGAAUGAGAUCAACAACAUGUCAUUUCUGACUGCAGACAGCAAGAGCAAAAUGGCCAAGGUGGGAGAUGUACAGUCAGGUGGCUCAGACCAGGAACGCACCAAGAAGAAGCGCCGGGGGGACCGGUACUCCGUGCAGACGUCGCUGAUUGUGGCCACGCUCAAGAAGAUGCUGCCCAUCGGCCUGAACAUGUGUGCACCCACGGACCAGGAGCUCAUUACACUGGCCAAGACCCGCUAUGCCCUGAAAGACACAGAUGAGGAGGUCCGGGAAUUUCUGCAAAACAACCUUCACCUUCAGGGAAAGGUCGAAGGCUCCCCUUCUCUACGCUGGCAGAUGGCCUUGUACCGGGGCCUCCCGGGCCGCGAGGAGGACGCUGACGACCCGGAGAAAAUCGUGCGCAGAGUCCAGGAAGUGUCUGCAGUGCUCUAUCAUCUGGAGCAGAUCGAGCACCCUUAUAAGUCCAAGAAGGCCGUGUGGCACAAGCUCUUGUCCAAGCAGCGCCGGAGGGCGGUCGUCGCCUGUUUCCGCAUGACCCCCCUGUACAACCUGCCCACGCAACGGGCCUGUAACAUGUUUGUGGAGAGCUACAAGGCGGCGUGGAUCCUGACUGAAGACCACAGUUUCGAGGGCCGCAUGAUAGAUGACCUUUCAAAAGCUGGUGAGCAGGAAGAGGAGGAGGAAGAGGUGGAGGAGAAGAAGCCAGACCCCCUGCACCAGCUCGUCCUGCACUUCAGCCGUACCGCCCUGACUGAGAAGAGCAAACUGGAAGAAGAUUACUUGUAUAUAGCGUAUGCCGAUAUCAUGGCAAAGAGCUGCCACCUGGAGGAGGGAGGGGAGAACGGCGAAGCUGAAGAAGAGGAGAUUGAGCUUUCCUUUGAGGAGAAAGAGAUGGAGAAGCAGAGGCUCCUGUACCAGCAGGCGCGGCUGCACAACCGGGGCACCGCGGAGAUGGUGCUUCAGAUGAUCAGUGCCUGCAAAGGAGAGACGGGCGCCAUGGUGUCCUCCACCCUGAAGCUGGGCAUCUCCAUCCUGAAUGGAGGCAAUGCCGAUGUGCAGCAGAAAAUGCUGGAUUACCUGAAGGACAAGAAGGAAGUUGGCUUCUUCCAGAGUAUCCAGGCGCUGAUGCAAACCUGCAGUGUCCUGGAUCUCAAUGCCUUCGAGAGACAGAACAAGGCAGAGGGGCUGGGCAUGGUGAACGAGGAUGGAACCGUCAUCAACCGCCAGAACGGAGAGAAGGUCAUGGCAGAUGAUGAAUUCACCCAAGACCUGUUCCGAUUCCUGCAACUGCUCUGCGAGGGGCACAAUAACGAUUUCCAAAACUACCUACGGACACAGACAGGGAAUACAACCACUAUUAAUAUCAUCAUCUGUACUGUGGACUACCUCCUGCGGCUUCAGGAAUCCAUCAGCGACUUCUACUGGUACUACUCGGGCAAGGAUGUCAUUGAGGAGCAGGGCAAGAGGAACUUUUCCAAGGCCAUGUCUGUGGCUAAACAGGUGUUCAACAGCCUCACCGAAUACAUUCAGGGGCCCUGCACCGGGAACCAGCAGAGUCUAGCGCACAGCCGCCUCUGGGACGCCGUGGUGGGAUUCCUGCACGUGUUUGCCCACAUGAUGAUGAAGCUCGCUCAGAUGACAUCUAUCCAGGGCAUCCAUGAUUCUUGUCUCUCUGCCUUUUCCCCUGCUUCCGAGGAACAUGUCGGGACUCGGGUCCCCUCGGAGGACUCGAGCCAGAUCGAGCUGUUGAAGGAGCUGCUGGAUCUACAGAAGGACAUGGUGGUGAUGUUGCUGUCACUACUAGAAGGGAACGUGGUGAACGGCAUGAUUGCCCGGCAGAUGGUGGACAUGCUUGUGGAAUCCUCAUCCAACGUGGAGAUGAUCCUCAAGUUCUUCGACAUGUUCCUGAAACUCAAGGACAUUGUGGGCUCUGAGGCCUUCCAGGACUACGUCACUGACCCCCGUGGCCUCAUCUCCAAGAAGGACUUCCAGAAGGCCAUGGACAGCCAGAAGCAGUUCACUGGUCCAGAAAUCCAGUUCCUGCUUUCGUGCUCCGAAGCGGAUGAGAACGAGAUGAUCGACUGCGAGGAGUUUGCCAACCGCUUCCAGGAGCCAGCCCGCGACAUCGGCUUCAACGUGGCCGUGCUGCUCACCAACCUGUCGGAGCACGUGCCUCACGACCCGCGCCUGCGCAACUUCCUCGAGCUGGCCGAGAGCAUCCUCGAGUACUUCCGACCCUACCUGGGCCGCAUCGAGAUCAUGGGCGCCUCCCGCCGCAUCGAGCGUAUCUACUUCGAGAUCUCGGAGACCAACCGCGCCCAGUGGGAGAUGCCCCAGGUGAAGGAGUCGAAGCGUCAGUUCAUCUUCGACGUGGUGAACGAGGGCGGCGAGUCGGAGAAGAUGGAGCUCUUCGUGAGCUUCUGCGAGGACACCAUCUUCGAGAUGCAGAUCGCCGCGCAGAUCUCGGAGACCGAGGGCGGGCCGGGGGAGGACGACGACGAGGGCGCGGGCGCGGCGGAGGCGGGCGCCGAGGGCGCAGAGGAGGGCGCGGCGGGGCCCGAGGGCGCGGCGGGGACGGCGGCGGCGGGCGCGACGGCGCGGCUGGCGGCGGCGGCGGGUCGGGCCCUGCGGGGCCUCAGCUACCGCAGCCUGCGGCGGCGCGUGCGGCGGCUGCGGCGGCUGACGGCGCGCGAGGCCGCGACGGCCGUGGCCGCGCUGCUCUGGGGGGCGCUGGCGCGCGCGGGGUCGGCGGCCGCGGGGGCGGCGGCGGGCGCGCUGCGCCUGCUCUGGGGCUCGCUCUUCGGCGGCGGCCUGGUGGAGGGCGCCAAGAAGGUGACGAUGACCGAGCUCCUGGCGGGCAUGCCCGACCCCACGGGCGACGAGGUGCACGGCGAGCAGCCGGCCGGGCCCGGAGGCGACGUGGACGGCGAGGGUGCGGGCGAAGGCGCGGGCGACUCCGCGGAGGGCGCGGGCGACGAGGAGGUGGCGGCGCAGGAGGUCGGCCCAGGAGGCCCCGACGGGACUGUGGCCGUGGCCGAGGAUGGUCCCUUCCGGCCCGAAGGGGCCGGCGGCCUCGGGGACAUGGGUGACACGACGCCGGCGGAGCCGCCCACGCCCGAGGGCUCCCCCAUCAUCAAGAGGAAGCUGGGGGUGGAUGGAGAGGAAGAGGAGGUACCUCCAGAGCCGGAGCCUGAGAAAGCCGAUGCUGAGAAUGGGGAGAAGAAAGAAGUCCCCGAACCCCCACCAGAACCCCCCAAGAAGACAGCUCCUCCUCCCCCCCCUCCAAAGAAGGAGGGGGCUGGAGGCGGGGACCUGGAAUUCUGGGGAGAACUGGAAGUACAGAGGGUGAAGUUCUUGAACUACCUCUCCCGGAACUUCUACACUCUGCGAUUCCUUGCCCUCUUCUUGGCAUUCGCCAUCAACUUCAUCCUGCUGUUUUAUAAGGUCUCAGACUCUCCACCAGGGGAGGAUGAUGUGGAGAGCUCAGCAGCUGGGGACCUGUCGGGAGCAGGGUCAGGUGGAGGCUCUGGCUGGGGCUCGGGGGCCGGAGAGGAAGCAGAGGGUGACGAGGAUGAGAACAUGGUGUACUACUUCCUGGAGGAGAGCACGGGCUACAUGGAACCUGCCUUGCGUUGCUUGAGCCUUCUGCAUACGCUGGUGGCCUUUCUCUGCAUCAUUGGCUACAACUGUCUCAAGGUGCCCCUGGUGAUCUUUAAGCGGGAGAAGGAACUGGCCCGGAAGCUGGAGUUUGACGGCCUCUACAUCACGGAGCAGCCUGAAGACGAUGACGUGAAGGGGCAGUGGGACCGGCUGGUGCUCAACACUCCGUCUUUCCCCAGCAACUACUGGGACAAAUUUGUCAAGCGGAAGGUCUUGGACAAGCACGGGGACAUCUUUGGGAGGGAGCGGAUCGCCGAGCUCCUGGGCAUGGAUCUGGCCACGCUGGAGAUCACAGCCCACAAUGAGCGCAAGCCUGAACCACCACCGGGGCUGCUCACCUGGCUCAUGUCCAUCGAUAUCAAGUACCAGAUCUGGAAGUUUGGGGUCAUCUUCACAGACAAUUCUUUCCUGUAUCUGGGCUGGUACAUGGUGAUGUCCCUCCUGGGUCACUACAACAACUUCUUCUUUGCCGCCCACCUCCUGGACAUUGCCAUGGGGGUCAAGACGUUGCGCACCAUCCUCUCCUCUGUCACCCACAAUGGGAAACAGCUGGUGAUGACCGUGGGCCUCCUGGCGGUGGUGGUCUACCUGUACACCGUGGUGGCUUUCAACUUCUUCCGCAAGUUCUACAACAAGAGUGAGGAUGAGGACGAGCCUGAUAUGAAGUGUGACGACAUGAUGACGUGUUACCUGUUUCACAUGUAUGUGGGUGUCCGAGCUGGUGGGGGCAUUGGGGACGAGAUUGAGGACCCAGCAGGCGAUGAAUACGAGCUGUACCGGGUGGUCUUCGACAUCACCUUCUUCUUCUUUGUCAUCGUCAUCCUGUUGGCCAUCAUCCAGGGUCUGAUCAUUGACGCUUUUGGUGAGCUCCGAGACCAGCAAGAGCAAGUGAAGGAAGAUAUGGAGACCAAGUGCUUCAUCUGUGGUAUCGGCAGCGAUUACUUUGAUUCAACACCGCAUGGGUUCGAGACUCACACACUAGAGGAGCACAACCUGGCCAAUUACAUGUUUUUCCUGAUGUAUCUGAUAAACAAGGACGAGACCGAACACACGGGUCAGGAGUCUUACGUCUGGAAGAUGUACCAAGAGAGAUGUUGGGAUUUCUUCCCGGCUGGCGAUUGUUUCCGCAAGCAGUAUGAGGACCAGCUUAGCUGAGACACCCCCAGCUGGCCCUUCACCCCCACCUCGAAGGUCCUUAUUCUCACAGCAAGCCCCUUAGCCCCCAAAUCCCUCCCCGCAAGGCGGCUGGGGGAGGGUGACCAUGUACUGGCAAAAUAAAGUCUGUGCUACACCCCUGACAUCAUUGUGCUGGAUUGUUGACAUUGGGGGGUAGGUGGGCAUACAGGAAUUCUGCCCUCCUCUCCCCCGCCAACCCAAGAAAACCAAGACGGCAGCAGAGACUGAAGUCAUGUUU